CAUGCCGUUUCCGUGAUAUUUCCUGUUUUCGAGGUUGGACUUUAACCUGCAUAUGAUUGGUUGUUGUAUGUUACAGGUGAGUUAGUAAAAUCUGCAGGUAUGAGUGCAGUGAUCCCCCGGAUAGAGCAGCUGUCCGCGCGCGUGGUUCGGGUUUUGGGGUGCAACCCGGGACCAAUGACCCUGCAGGGAACCAACACCUACCUGGUCGGAACCGGGAAAAGGAGAGUGCUGAUAGACACUGGAGAAUCAGCUGUUCCUGAAUACAUCAGCAGUCUGAAGCUCGCUCUGAAACAGUUCAACACCAGCAUCCAGGAGAUCAUCGUCACUCACUGGCACCACGACCACAUCGGGGGGGUGGUGGACAUCUGCCGGGACAUCACUGGGUCUGAGGUCCGAGUCAGCAAACUGCCUCGCUCCAGCCAGGUCACAGAAACAGCGGGAAAUAAAAGCGUUACUUAUCUGAAAGACGGAGAUGUCGUCCAGACCGAAGGCGCCACACUGAAAGUGCUUUUCACCCCGGGUCACUCUGACGACCACAUGGCUCUGCUGCUGCAGGAGGAGCGCUCUCUGUUCUCUGGAGACUGCAUCCUGGGAGAGGGCACCGCCGUGUUCGAGGAUCUGUUCGACUACAUGAACUCUCUGAACGUCCUGCUGCUCUCCCAGGCCGACUGCAUAUACCCCGGUCACGGCCCUGUGGUGCAGGACGCUGCCUCUAAGAUCAGACACUACAUCAGCCACCGAGCCCAGAGAGAGCAGCAGAUCCUGGAGGCCAUCCAGCAGGGAGAGGGAGCAUCGUUCUCCUCCAUGGAGCUCGUCAAGAUCGUCUAUAAGGACACUCCUGAACACCUGCACCAAGCGGCUAAUGUGAACCUGGUGCAUCACUUAAAGAAACUGGAGAAAGAGGGCAAGAUCAGCCUGGUGAAUGAAUCUUCAAAGAACAUCAAAUGGAAGAGUAACCUGUGAUAUCCUUGGAUGCCAUGAAAUGUAAUAUUUGGCAAGGAUGAGGAAUAUUCAGCUGAAUGAUAUAUCCUAACUUUUCAAUCAAAAAUAACCUGAUCAAUUGCCUUAGAUACUCUGAUUGACAGAUAGAUCAGGGAUGGAGGUCACACUCGAUGCCUUGGAUGUUUCCUGAGCAUACAGACCAAUAGCACACACUCACCUGGACUGAGCUGCUGUGUCAAAUACCAUGUAUUAAGGUUUAUAUUUGUCUGUAAGUCAGGUGCAUUUAGCUGGUGGGAAAAUGGAAAAGUAGACACAGUUUGCACAGAAUAAUAUUGCUUCUUUUUCGUCUUCCUUGGUAGAAUUUUCCCCAAGUUUCGUCUCUCAGGAAGCACUUUUUUUGUUGACUUUAAACACAUAUUAAAUGUGGUGUUCUCUCAGAGUGUUGACUGUAACAGAUGUCUUCUAAAAAUCGAUAUAUUGAAAUCCAAAGCAGCACUUAGAUAUGUUAAUUUUUCCAAAUGCUCUCACCUUUUAAAAAGUUGUAUUAAAUCUGGUCUCUUUCUUGAAAAAUGAAGCACCUGUUCUACAAGUGAUGCUAUUCCUCAGUCAGUCACUAGGUGGCAGUAUCCACUAAUACUUUUAUUGGGCAGAACUUUGAUUGUACACUCACUGUAACAUACAACUUUACAAAUAUUUUGUAUAUGAUAAAGAAAGAUGUAGAAAUGGUGUGGUGGAGAGAUUGUUGGCUACUACAGUGAUGUAAUGUAUUUUCUGACUAUGAUGAAUAAAAUCAACUGUGUACUUUGUAAUGAGA
Trematomus bernacchii (emerald rockcod) is the source of this 1756-nucleotide messenger RNA. RefSeq names its product lactamase, beta 2 (gene lactb2). The coding region runs from base 100 to 963 and encodes 287 amino acids. Gene Ontology annotation, molecular function: single-stranded RNA binding; RNA endonuclease activity. NCBI's taxonomy places the organism in Eukaryota, Metazoa, Chordata, Actinopteri, Perciformes, Nototheniidae. Gene Ontology annotation, cellular component: mitochondrial matrix. The record is from RefSeq and is a predicted model, not a curated record. The transcript is spliced from 7 exons.